CAGUGGAAAUAUAUUCCACGUUUGAAAGUCGCGAGUACACUGUUUUAUUGUAUUAAACAUGAUAUUAUUUUUAUACGCUUCAAUUUUAGCCGCCAGUUUUGCAUUAGUGACGUGCUUCGGCGAAGCUAUUGGUACCGGAAAAUGGAUGGUGCACAACAUUGAGGAUCUUCCUGAUAACGAACAAUACAUGUUCAGACCUAAAUGCCGCAGGAACAAGCUAAAUAGAACCCACGACUGCUUUCGUUGCGAACUGGAUCUAGAAUUUGACAUCGACAACAGUUACGGGCUUUACAUAGAUGUAGAAAAAAAAGUUGACGGCGGUUAUAAGCCGUACAUGAAGAUGGAAUACGAAUGUUUAUGUUGUUUACUCAAAGAGAAGAUGAAGGAUAACUUUGAAAAAGCGCUAACGUUGGCCGAAAUCGACCCACCGGACUGUCCCAUACCGAAGGGUUCAUACAUUAUCAAGGAUUUCGUGUUCGACUAUAGCGAGUUAGAGAAGACGGGCGUGUACGGUAUGUUUUUAGCUAUGACGUAUGUCACGAACCGGACGACCGAAAACAGAUUAGGCGGUCUCAAAAUGAACCUGGAAUUCGAUAGAUUCGGCUCUGACGAUGAUUAAUA
Messenger RNA from Bombyx mandarina (wild silkworm), 621 nucleotides. RefSeq lists its product as uncharacterized. NCBI's taxonomy places the organism in Eukaryota, Metazoa, Arthropoda, Insecta, Lepidoptera, Bombycidae. The record is from RefSeq and is a predicted model, not a curated record.